Dibothriocephalus latus is the source of this 843-nucleotide messenger RNA. The record is from the annotation of a GenBank genome assembly. Lineage: Eukaryota; Metazoa; Platyhelminthes; Cestoda; Diphyllobothriidea; Diphyllobothriidae.
AUGAACACAUGCAAGUUCUCUUUUUCUUGGACUUACGCUCCCAAUGUCGUUGUAUCAUGCAAAGAUGACGUCUGCAUUCCCCGAGCCCAGCCAUUUACGUGGCUUCUUUCCAGGCUGAUUCUUACCCACGGAAUUCCAAAGUUUGCUGAGUCGGAUUUCUCUGACGCCCUCCAGGUGUUCAUUGAGGAAGAGGAAAAGAAAUUUUACGACAAGAGUGCGACUCAGUUGUAUGACGAAUUCCUUUCUGAUGAUUCGAAUGGAGAAAAUAUUGCAGCUGACCUGGAGACGGCCGUGGAUGAGCGUACGACAUCGCGUCGUCAACUUGAGUCUCUGGCAGACGAAGAUAUUUUUGGUCAAGCCUAUGCAAGGAUAGUGCAGUCAGCGACUGCGAUGGAUUUAGUUCAACUUGAACACUCGUUUGCUGUCGCUGUUGAAACAGAAAUUACCGAACGCAAGCGGGCUCUCGAAGAUCUUCAAAAAAUGCACGUUAUUCAUUCUACUUUAAUGCUUUACAUACAAUUCAUGCCGGGUGUGACAGAUACCAUAAGUUGUCAUCAAAAUGUCGAAGAGACAGCUUCGCUGAUUGCAAAGGGCGGAAGCGACGAGGCUGUCUCAGAACUGCAGCGCCGUUUUCAUGCCGACUAUGAGAUCCUAAAGACCCAGUGGGACAGCCGUAUCAGUGAGUUGAAGGAACUGCAACGCCGAAACUACCGAUCAUUUGUGAUGUCGGUGGAAGAGCAGCUACCUCAGACGUUGCCGCGCACAUCACCUUCCGAUGCUAGUCGUCGUGGCACUGCUCCCAGGUUUGUAAUGAUUGCUAAACCCUUUUGCCUACUUGCAUAG